This is a messenger RNA of Lucilia sericata (common green bottle fly), 4773 nucleotides long. It is a transcript of the gene flfl, whose product is annotated as serine/threonine-protein phosphatase 4 regulatory subunit 3. Lineage: Eukaryota; Metazoa; Arthropoda; Insecta; Diptera; Calliphoridae. Bases 1217 to 4339 code for a protein of 1040 amino acids. Gene Ontology annotation, molecular function: protein phosphatase activator activity. The record is from RefSeq and is a predicted model, not a curated record. Gene Ontology annotation, cellular component: protein phosphatase 4 complex; nucleoplasm. Gene Ontology annotation, biological process: protein dephosphorylation; DNA damage response. The transcript has 9 exons.
UUAUUUAUUUUGUCACUUGUGCAUUAAUAAAUAACAACUCUGUUUCUUUUUUGUAUAUUUUUUCCAAUAUGGCGGCAUCGUAGAAUGACGAAUGUUUUGUGGCCAUUCGUCGUAUAGGGCUGUCGGAAUCGGUGUGUGUUUUAGAAAUACGUAGUUUUAUUUGUAAAAUUUCCAUAUAAAAAAGUUAUUAAAAAUUAUAAAACAUAUAAAUAAUUAAAGCUUGAAAUAUGCGUAAGCGUAAAUUGAAGAAAGAUUGUGAAAAUUUUCUCAUAUAAAUACAUUAAUUUGUCGUCAAAAAAUUUAAGGUGCAGACAUUAAAGAAAGGAAAAAAAAACUUGGAAAAAGAGCAGCCUAAAGAGUAAUUGACAAAAAUACAGAUUGUAAAGUAGUGAGUGAACGAGUCAGUGACUGAGCGAGUGAGUGAGUGGCAAAGAAGUGGUGUAGUGUAUAUUAUAAAAAAAAGUGGUGCGACCAUACAGCUACAAUUUAAUUAUAAUUUGUGAAUAUUUGUACAAUAAGAAAAUCGUAAUUACACUGGAGUUUGAAACAAAUUUACUUUAAAUAUUACUUCAGACAGGCCCAUCCCCCGUCAACAGAGCAGCAUUAUUAUUAAAUAAUAAAAGUAACAAUGUUUACUAUAAUAAUUUGUAUAAAUGAGUAAAUCUCAAAAUUGUUUAAUUUUUGAAUUUAAAAUUCAAUUGAAAUACGUUAGUUUGUUGAAAUAGAACUUUAUUUAGUUGGACUAAAAGAAUUAACAACUUGAAAUAGAAAGGAACAAAGUUCUAAAAUUCUCCUUCCCAAAAAAGAAAAACAAACUAACCAAGUAAAAUCUCUUCCAAUAAUAAGAGACAAAAAUAUAAAGAAAGCGGAACUAUCAAUUAUUUAUUGUAUUCAACAAAAACUAAAUUGUUGUUGUCAUUGUUGUUGCUUAAAUUCUAAGCUGUGUAAUAAAAACAUAAGAUUAGCAACAAUAACUACUUGACACGUGUGCCACAACAUAUUGGAACGCUAGACAACAACAAACAAACCGAUUCCCAAAACUACUAAAGUUAAAAAAUAAACUCCAGUGUUUUUCUGCAGCAUAUAAGCACACACUUAAACCUAAGAUAAAACCUUAAGUGGGGUUUUUUGUUUUAUAUAUUUUUUUCUUUGGAAAUUAGAAUAUUUUACAAAAGUAAUUGUGUAAAAUAACCGUAAAAAUAUAAACAUUAUCAAAAUGACUACCGAUACCCGCCGACGUGUUAAAUUGUAUGCUUUAAAUGCAGAACGUCAAUGGGAUGAUCGUGGCACGGGACAUGUGUCAUCGAAUUAUGUAGACAGACUUAAAGGUGGGUAUUUAAUUUUGAAAGCCCAAACGAUUUUACUUAAAAUAAUAUUUUUAAAUUCUAUUGUAGGCAUCUCUUUGUUAGUACGCGCUGAAUCAGAUGGUAGCUUACUUUUGGAAAGUAAAAUACAACCCGACACCGCUUAUCAAAAGCAACAGGAUACCUUAAUUGUUUGGUCUGAGGGUGAUAAUUUUGAUUUGGCCUUGAGUUUUCAGGAAAAGGCCGGUUGUGAUGAAAUAUGGGAAAAAAUUUGCCAGGUACAAGGUAAAGAUCCAUCCGUUGAAAUCACACAAGACAUUGUCGAAGAAUCCGAAGAUGAACGUUUCGAAGAUAUGUCAGAUACAGCACCACCAAUCGAAUUGCCUCCAUGUGAAUUGGCCCGCCUUGAAGACAUAUCGGAAGUCAUACAGAAUUGUUUGACCACACCGUUGCGCAAAGAAAAACUCUCGAUGGCAUUAGAAUCCGAAAAUUACAUAAAGAAAUUACUUAAUCUUUUUCAUGUAUGCGAGGAUCUUGACAAUACCGAGGGUUUACAUCAUCUCUUCGAAAUAUUCAAAAACAUAUUUCUAUUAAAUAAAAAUGCACUAUUCGAAAUAAUGUUUGCUGAAGAUACGAUUUUCGAUGUGGUGGGUUGUCUGGAGUAUGAUCCCAGUGUAACGCAACCGAAGAAACAUCGUCAGUAUUUAAAACAAUGGGCUAAAUUUCGCGAAGCAGUUCCGAUCAAGAAUCAAGAUCUACUAGCGAAAAUCCAUCAAACAUUUCGUGUGCAGUAUAUACAGGAUAUAAUAUUGCCCACGCCAUCGGUAUUCGUAGAGGAUAAUAUGUUAAAUACUUUAUCUAGUUUUAUAUUCUUUAAUAAAGUCGAAAUUGUCACUCUCAUCCAAGAGGAUGAACGUUUUCUGGUUGAUAUGUUUACCUUACUAACCGAUCCAAAUACCAGCGAUGCCAAGCGUCGUGAUAUUGUUCUAUUUCUAAAGGAGUUUUGUAAUUAUGCGCAAAAUCUGCAGCCCCAGGGUAAAGAUUCAUUCUACAAGACCCUAACGUGUCUGGGUAUUUUGCAAGCUUUGGAAAUAACAUUGGUGAUGAAUGAUCAGAAAACGAAGGCGGCCUCAAUUGAUAUACUAACGGCCAUUGUUGAAUUUUCGCCUUUAGUCGUACGCAAUUAUACACUACAACAAGUUAAUCGUACCGAAGGAGAUCGUAUGCUGUUAAAUAUUGCCAUUGAACAAAUGUUAAAUGAUUCCGAACCAGAAUUAGGUGUUGCUGUGCAAUUGAUGGGCAUUAUUAAGAUACUGUUAGAACCCGAAAAUAUGUUAACAGAAAAGGGUGAUUUCUUAAAUUUCUUCUAUAAACACAGUAUACAAACCUUGAUAGCACCUUUGUUGCUCAACACCAUCGAUGAUCGUCCACAAAAUGAAGAUUAUCAAACAGCACAAUUAUUGGGAAUUGUAUUAGAUAUUUUAUCAUUUUGUGUUGAACAUCAUACUUAUCAUAUUAAGAAUUUUAUAAUACAAAAAGAUCUCCUCAAGAGAAUUCUAGUACUCAUGAAGAGUUCUCAUACGUUCCUUGUUUUAGGCGCUUUAAGACUUUUAAGAAAAAUUGUUGCCCUCAAAGAUGAGUUUUAUAAUCGACACAUUGUUAAAGGUAAUCUAUUUGCUCCUGUUGUGGAUGCCUUUAUACGCAAUAAUGGCCGUUAUAAUCUACUCGAAUCAGCUAUAUUGGAAUUAUUUGAAUUUGUUAAACUGGAAGAUAUAAAAACGUUGUGUGUUUAUUUUGUUGAAACAUUUAGCAAAAUAUUUGAUGAAAUCGAAUAUGUGCAAACGUUUAAAUAUUUAAAAAAUCGUUACGAUCAAUAUCAAGAGCGAAUAAAAGAUCGUGAUAAGAUGGGUUUAGAUACUAGCAUUCCAAUUAUACGCGGUAAUCGUUUUCGGCGCGAUCAAAGGCAAAUGGAGGAAGAAGAAGAAAUGUGGUUUAACGAAGAAGAGGAUUUAGAAGAAAUUGAAACUUAUAAUAGCGUCAUGAAGUCCGUUACCGAAAAGAAUGGUUCUCAAACAUCUCAAUUGCAACAAAAAUCACCGCCACAAAAUGCACAACAGCAGCUGCAACAACACGGUACCAGUAGUAUGUUGGGCAACACAUCUGGUUCCAGUAAUCUAAACACAACAACAACGUCAUCCGCGAGUCUUUCACCCACAGGUGGCGGUGGUGGAAGUGAUUCCACAGGCGGCCUACAAACACCCUCCACCAGUAGCAGUAGUAGUAAUUGCAAUAGUAAUGAACAAACGUCCGCCGCUCAUUUGGGUGCUGCUGCCGCUGCAGCAGCUGCAAAUUUAGCACUGCACCAGCAUCAACAGCAACAGCAUCCAUUGCACAAUUAUCAACAACAGCAGCAAUUGAAUCUGAAUAGCACUUUGGUAGCGGCUGCAGCAGCAGCGGCAGCAGCCGGUGUGGCCUCGACCUCUACGGCUGCUCAUUUGGAAGCGCAACAACAGCAGCAACAAAGUGAUAUUGUUGAAUUGCAACAACAAUUGGCAGCUGUCGAGCAACAGCAAGAGUUGGCGUUAAGUGGAGGUGUUGUAGCAUCAACAUCGAAUGUGAAUGCGACGCAAACAACGGCAGGUCCUUCGACAAGUGCUUUGACAGAAUCAGCAGUUGCUGCAGCAGCUACGCAGCUUCUAUCAUCGAUGGCAUCAAGCGAGGCUGUGGCAGCGGUAGCAGCUGCUGCCGUUGCGGCCGUAGCAGCAAGUGUUUCGGGGGUAACAGCAAAUACAGCAGCGGUUGCAGCUGCAGAAGCAGCUAAACUUAACAGUAAUGAGAAUAAUAAAACAAAUACUAAUACAACUACUGCAACAGUAGAUGAAAAUAAAGAGGCAGAGCCAUCAUCCACAGCACAAACUGGGGAAAAUAUAUUAAAGAAGCUUGUUGAUUAUGGUAGUGAUUCGGGUGAUGAAUAUGAGUUGGAGGAUGAAGAUGACGAAGAGUCUCCACAUCAAAAGAAACCACGUUUGGCAUAGCAACUUUACCACCACCAACAGCAACACCCUCCAAAUCAAACACAAUAUCACCUACAACAUUCUACUCACCAACAACAACACCAACAUCAUCAUCAGCCCCAUCAGCAUUCACAUCACCAUCACCACCACCAUCAUUUGCAGCAUCAACAUCAUCACCAUCAAUUCCAACAUCAGCAAACGGUCGCCACAAAUGCUGCUGUAGCAGCAGCAGCGGCCGCUGCAGCUGAAACAAUUAUUAAAACAUUCGCAACCAUGUCGUCGUCUACAGCGGCGGUAGCGGUAACAGCUUCUUCAACGGCGUCUAUGUCGUCGUCAGCUUUGUUGUCAUCACCACCAACAUCGUCAUCAUCACCAUUAUUAUCACCCUCAUCGUCUUCAAACUCGGCUGCCGUUGUUAUGACGUCUUCAUCCAUUUACAAUAAUAAUAAUAAAAA